Messenger RNA from Rhododendron vialii, 1140 nucleotides. RefSeq names its product DNA replication complex GINS protein PSF2. The transcript is spliced from 8 exons. Gene Ontology annotation, biological process: DNA replication; double-strand break repair via break-induced replication. Lineage: Eukaryota; Viridiplantae; Streptophyta; Magnoliopsida; Ericales; Ericaceae. Gene Ontology annotation, cellular component: GINS complex; nucleus. The record is from RefSeq and is a predicted model, not a curated record. The coding region runs from base 218 to 850 and encodes 210 amino acids.
AUAUAAAGUGGGGACACAGUCACACAGAUAAGGCGCGUACUAUUGGAAUUUCGGAAAACAGUUUGAAAACGUACCAAAUUGCCCUCGCAAUUUCCCGCCAUUGGAAAUUAGGGUUCAUCUGCGCAGCGUCUCCGCACUUCAUCCACAUACAUAACCAAUCUGCAUUCAUUACUCUACAAUCGACGGAAUUGCACAUUCCUUCGAGUAAUUCUCAGAUAUGGCCGCCCAGUCCGAUCCCAACGGCUCAGAUUUUUCAGCAGCUGAGUUGGAGUUUCUGGCCGAAGACGAAACGAUCGAAAUUGUCCCAAACAUGAGGAUGGACGCUCUCGAUUUGACCUGCGGUGUUUUUGGCCCUUUCUAUCCGCAAAUAACAACUCAAGUACCUAUGUGGCUUGCCGUGGCUAUGAAGAAGAGAGGGAAGUGCACCAUUCGACCUCCAGAGUGGAUGUCAGUUGAAAAGUUGACACAAGUUCUGGAAGCAGAGCGGGAUUCUCAAAAGUCAUUUCAACCACUACCAUUCCAUUAUGUGGAAACCUCAAGGCUUCUGUUUGACCAUGCUCGGGACGACAUUCCUGACAUUUAUAUGGUGAGGUCUCUCAUAGAGGACAUAAAGGAUGUAAGGUUUCACAAAAUUGGGACCGGCUUGGAGGUUAUAUCCCAGCGAACGGCUGCAUUGAAGCUUGAACAUUUGACAGCAAUGGAAGUAAAUAUAGUGCGGCCAUUUGUUGUGAGGGCUCUUCAGACAUUUUAUAAGCUUGAUAAUCCGGAGAUUACACAAGAACCAGAUGCAAGGGCUAAUAGACGGUUCCCUGCAGCCAAUCAUGGGCCAAAACGGCCAUUGAAAAGGUAGAAGAACCAUGCUCUUAAGUGAUGGUAGACAAUUGCUCUUCAACCGUCUCCACCUUCUUGGGAGAGUUGGUUAUUGGGUGCCAGCAAUCGAGGUACAACUAAUCUUUGGAUCCUUUUCCAACAGAAUCCUACGUGUAGAACUUUGAAAAUUGCCAUAGCUUCUGAGUUGAAUCCACACAAUAUAUGUUCUUCGUUUCUUAUUUAAACGAAUUUGGAGAUUGUAAUAGUAACACGGAUGGAGUGACACUUAUUUUCAUCUAAAAUAUGAGUGUAGCUAGAUGGUCUUUGUCA